Molecule: messenger RNA, 540 nt
Organism: Fraxinus pennsylvanica
Lineage: Eukaryota; Viridiplantae; Streptophyta; Magnoliopsida; Lamiales; Oleaceae
Source: the annotation of a GenBank genome assembly
AUGGCACAGCCUCGACGAAGUUCUAUGGGGCCUUUUCCAGUUCCCAGACCGACAAACCCUGGAGACGGGAAUCAAGUGGAUGCUAAUGCAAAGGCUCGUCAAGUACGUUGGAGUGACGAAAUGGAUGGUUUACUGAUCAAUUCACUUGUUGAACAAGUGUUGUCUGGGCACAAACGAACUGACAACGGCUUCACGUCAUUCCAAGUGGCUAAGGCGAUCGAAAGGGUUUCCAAUGGAUGCGGGGUUGCUGUCUCGGAUAAGAAUGUGAGGGCAAGGUUGAAGACUCUUAAAAAGGAGCACACUGAAGUGCGACAGUUGCUGAAUAUGAGCGGAUUUGGGUUGGACCCCGAAACAGGACGCAUUGUGGCAGAUCAAGUUGCUUGGGAUGAAUUUAUUAAGGGAAAGCCGGAAUUUGGGAAGUGGAGGACCAAACUUUGUCCCAGAUAUGAUGAGAUGGAGACCAUAUUUGGGAAUGAUGCAGCCACUGGAGAUCGCGCAGUGUCCGGUUUCGACGAUUUCUCCCCAAUGAAUGGUAUGUAA